AUCUGAUCCAACAUGUCUACAACAAAGUUCUCAAACCUAUUCUACAGGUCUGUGUUAACAACAAGGAAAUUAACUCAAUCCCCGCACCCUCAGAACUAAUUGAGUACGGACACCCUCUGAAACCUUCCAAGAACGCCCCUCCAAACUCUCACUCUCCAAUUAUCCUCAGGUUCUUCUCAAGAACAUGUCGUCUUCUUGUUCUUAAGAACAAACGACAGAUACUGGAAGGUAUUAACCGUUCUCAACCCAACAGGAUAUUCAUGACUGAAGAUCUCACCAAGUUGAACUACAACCGUCUGAUGGAGCUGUCCAAGGUUGAUAAAGUUGAGAGAUGCUUCACACAGAAUGGGAAAAUCAAGUUCUCUUUGAAAGACGACCCCGAUAAGAAGCUUUACACUGAUACCAUUGGCUGAUUUCCUGGUCUACAGAGAGCAAUCAUACCCUUAAAAUGCUCCUUGUUGUGCGGGAGCCGCCAGCUAUAACAUCCUUCAUAUUUUAAUGGUGAUUUAUUUAUUUAGUUUU
Molecule: messenger RNA, 522 nt
Organism: Eurytemora carolleeae
Lineage: Eukaryota; Metazoa; Arthropoda; Copepoda; Calanoida; Temoridae
Source: RefSeq, a predicted model, not a curated record